CAUGCGUCGUUAACCCUAGGAAGGUGCAGCUCUGCACUCACGCACGGGCGCGGCCGGCGGCCGGCGGUCAUGGGUCACCACCAGCUGGAGAACCCUCUGGUUCCUGGGAUGGCGCCGACGGCUACCCGCCUGCUCGCCGUCGGAGGAGACACCACCAAGCUAGGCCUCCUGGUCACCAACCUUCGCCUGCGAGGCUACCAAGUGACGAGUAGCACCGAUCCGGCGGCGGCCAUGGCAGGGCUGCGCCAGGACGGCCUGCAGAGCUUCAACUUCGACGCCGUGAUGGUCGACGCGGACUCGAAAUACCCCGGCAGAGCGCGGGCCGCCCUGAAUAAGCUCUUUGAGUUUGCCGUCCGCGAGCCGCUCAUUUGCGCAUACGGGAUUAAAGGAAAGGAUACCUUUGGACCCCUAGCAAUGCAAGAUCUAGAUAAGUUCAUCAAGCCCAUCUAUACCGUUGGAUCAAAUGGACCGAAUUCACCAAAGGACACUUUGAACGGUCGGUACAACACCUCUCCAUCGACAACGGCGUCUACUAUCACAAACUUCUCAUUCUCAGGAAGAAAGGAAGGUGGGAGGAGCAAGAAACACACGCGUAGCACACAUAGCCAGGAGGUGGAGAAGGCCCAUAAUCCCAAAAACCCCCGAGUUGUUUGGACCAAUGAACUACACAAAGAGUUCCUAGAAGCGAUCGACAAACUUGUCGCCGCUGGAGAAAAACCCGUGCCAACACAAAUACUUCGUGUGAUGAAUAAUCCUACGCUUGAGAGGGCGAACAUAGCCAGUCACCUUCAGAAACAUCGAGUGCAUCAAUACAAAAAGAAGGCCUCUCAGCAGCAGAACCCUCUUCGUAGGAGCCAUUCUAGUACAAAACAUCAUAAAUCAUCACGUAACAAGGCGUCUCAGCACCAGGCUCCUCCUACGAUUAUGCAACCUGGUAUGUCUGCAACAGUUCACAUCAACCAUGGUACGAAUUCCCACACAGUACUCGAAGCCUUCACAAAGAGCGACAUGCAGGACACCCGUGUGGUGAUUCACAUGCAAACGUACAAGACCACGGACAAGAGCAACGGUACAUGUCAUCCAUACUAUUUAUUGCUGUUGUUUAUUUCCUAA
Messenger RNA from Lolium perenne, 1113 nucleotides. NCBI's taxonomy places the organism in Eukaryota, Viridiplantae, Streptophyta, Magnoliopsida, Poales, Poaceae. The record is from RefSeq and is a predicted model, not a curated record.